UGUUGUUUACAGCACACGCAGUUUUGGAAAGCUCAAGCUGGUUUAUUACAUAUGUAAUAAAUGGCCAAAUGUUAUACAUUGAGUAGAAUCUGAUGUAGUAAUUUAAAAUCUCAAAACAGUUCAUGCCACCAGCAAGAAAUCAUUUUUCAGUAGUCAAGUUUCAGACCCUCUCGACGAAGCAAAGCGUUGAGGGGCUGGCUUUUAACAGGCCAGGCAGUUGUACACUCUUGGAUAUCCUGGAGCCUCCUGCACUGCAAAAUAGCCUCAUAUCUCCAGGGCACAAAUACCUAUGAACUGGAGCGAUUAGGAUUGGGGGAGAUGGUAGAUCUUCACGUGUAUGAGCUGCCUGUUGAUUAUCAGGCUGUUCAAGACAUUUUACCGUCUCUGUGGAAAGAAUAUCAGCCCCAGCUAGCUGUCCAUGUGGGUGUUUCUGGGAUUGCAACCUCAGUCACUUUGGAGCAGUGUGGCCACAACAAGGACUAUACACGUCUGGACAACCGCAGUUUCUGCCCUGCUUCCCACUGCUGCAUGGAGAACGGACCAGACUACAUAAAAUCAGUCAUAGACAUGGACACGGUGUGCAAAAGGGUCAACAGGUCAAACAUCGGGAUAACUGUGUCUGUAUCUCAGGAUGCUGGAAGGUAUCUUUGUGAUUACACCUACUACACCUCACUGCAUCAAGGCCAGGGGUACUCUGCGUUUGUCCAUGUGCCUCCAUUAGGAGGACCCUACAGCAGUGAGGAGCUAGGCAGAGGCCUUCAGGCUGUUGUAAAGGAAAUGCUGAACUUACUUGAGGUUGAUUAAAAUGAAUGGGGAAAAAAGACAACAAAUAUUGCCAUCAUAAGCAAUGACACUAAACAGGAGCCUUACUAACACACUUACAUUUUAUAGAAAUUAAUGAAAAGAGUUGAUUUUGUUGUAUGAUUUUAAAAAAGUCAAAACAAGUGGAGACCAUCAUAGUGAUUUGUAUAUAUCACUAGUUUAAAGUGAUCCAAACAUAAAUUUUUCACUUUAAUUUCUUUAAGUCCAUAGCAAAAAUCUAUCAAUGACAGUAGUGUAAAGGUGCAAUAAUCUCAGGGAAACUGCAAUGGAAUCAACACUGUGAUUGACCUAAUAAAUGUGCUUAUUGUCACUUUGCAAAGCAUUACUGUGAAGAAAUAAAGUACUUGUUGGUAUAUAUUUUUCAUGGUUA
Molecule: messenger RNA, 1192 nt
Organism: Poecilia reticulata (guppy)
Lineage: Eukaryota; Metazoa; Chordata; Actinopteri; Cyprinodontiformes; Poeciliidae
Source: RefSeq, a predicted model, not a curated record